AUGAAAAUCAAAGCUCUUUCUCGUCCUGCUUCCUCGCAGCAGGCCCCGGGGUCUUCUGUCGUUCGACAGCCCCGAAACCUGGACCCAGCUCAGCAUCCAUUCGAACGAGCUCGAGAGUACACGCGAGCGCUCAAUGCUACUAAGCUCGAGCGUCUCUUCGCCGCGCCCUUUCUGGGCCAGAUGGGUGACGGUCACGUCGACGGAGUCUACUCCAUGGCCAAAGACCCCGGCUCUCUGGAACGAUUCGCAAGUGGCAGUGGCGAUGGCAUGGUCAAAGUCUGGGAUUUGACAACCAAGGGCGAGGUUUGGAACACGCAGGCCCACGAAAAUAUCGUGAAGGGGGUCUGUUGGACACCGGAGCGGCAACUACUUUCUUGCGCAAGUGACAAGACCGUGAAGCUGUGGGAUCCGUACAAUUCGGAGUCGGACUCUCCCCCGCGGGCGACGUAUCUGGGCCAGGGCCCUUUCACCAGCGUUUCACACCAUAGAAACCAUCCCUCUUUCGCCGUCUCGUCGUCGCAGAUCUCCAUUUACGAUCUUUCUCGACCCUCCUCAACGCCGUCGCAGGUCCUUCACUGGCCCACCAACAUCGACACUAUCACAUCGGUUGCCUUCAACCAGACGGAAACCUCGAUCUUGGCGUCAACUGGCAUGGACCGCUCUGUCAUUAUGUACGAUCUCCGGACCAACUCUCCGCUCAGCAAACUGGUCCUCCGGCUGGCCUCGAACGCGAUUUCUUGGAACCCUAUGGAGGCAUUCAACUUCGCCGUGGCCAACGAAGACCACAACGCUUACAUAUUCGAUAUGCGAAAGAUGGACCGCGCCUUGAACGUGCUGAAAGACCACGUUGCUGCGGUCAUGGACGUGGAAUUCAGCCCGACUGGCGAGGAACUUGUGACGGCGUCGUACGAUAGAACAAUCCGCCUGUGGAACCGAGCUGAAGGCCACUCGCGUGAUAUCUACCACACCCAGAGAAUGCAGCGCGUCUUCUCCGCCAAAUUUACGCCCGAUAACAAAUACAUCCUCUCCGGCUCGGACGACGGCAACAUCCGGCUGUGGCGCUCCAAAGCCUCGGAUCGCAGUGGAAUCAAGAGUGCCCGUCAACGAACGAAGCUCGAAUAUGAUCAGGCUUUGAUCCAGAGAUACUCGCACAUGCCCGAGAUCAAGAGAAUCCGACGCCAGCGCCACGUGCCCCGAACCAUCAAGAAGGCCCGUGAGAUCAAGAGAGAAGAGCUUAUGGCUCUUAAGAGACGCGAGGAGAACGUGCGGAAGCAUACUAAGAAGGAUGCUCUGCCGAAGAGACGCAGCGAGCGCGAGAAGAUGAUCUUGACCAACGAGAAAUAG
Molecule: messenger RNA, 1344 nt
Organism: Aspergillus steynii IBT 23096
Lineage: Eukaryota; Fungi; Ascomycota; Eurotiomycetes; Eurotiales; Aspergillaceae
Product: rRNA-processing protein SOF1
Exons: 3
Coding region: 1-1344 (447 amino acids)
Biological process (GO): maturation of SSU-rRNA from tricistronic rRNA transcript (SSU-rRNA, 5.8S rRNA, LSU-rRNA)
Cellular component (GO): small-subunit processome; nucleolus
Molecular function (GO): protein binding
Source: RefSeq, a predicted model, not a curated record